Molecule: messenger RNA, 1745 nt
Organism: Eublepharis macularius
Lineage: Eukaryota; Metazoa; Chordata; Lepidosauria; Squamata; Eublepharidae
Product: perilipin-3-like
Exons: 5
Coding region: 18-1745 (575 amino acids)
Biological process (GO): positive regulation of triglyceride storage; lipid storage
Cellular component (GO): cytosol; lipid droplet
Source: RefSeq, a predicted model, not a curated record
CAGUGGCGUCUUCCACAAUGAACACUGCCAGGGAGGCUGCAUUUGGGGCCACGGAUCUUGUGACCAGUCGAAUGGGCGACAUCGUCAACUUGACCAAAGGGACCGUUCAGGACAGUGUUGACUUGACUAAGUCAGUGAUGAAUUCCACAGUUAACACCACCAAAGACGCCACAUUUGGGGCCACAGAUCUCGUGACCCACAGAGUGGCCGACAUCGUCAACUUGACCAAAGGGACCGUUCAGGACAGUGUUGACUUGACCAAGUCAGUGAUGAAUUCCACAGUCAACACUGCCAAAGAUGCUGCAUUUGGGGCCACAGAUCUCGUGACUCACAGAGUGACGGACAUCGUCAACUUGACCAAAGGAACCGUUCAGGACAGUGUUGGCUUAACCAAGUUGGUGGUGGCUUCCACAGUGAAUACUGCUAAGGAUGUUGCAUUUGGUGCCAAAGAUAUUGUGACCAGUCGAAUGGGUGACAUCAUCAACUUGACCAAAGGGACCGUUCAGGACAGCGUUGACUUGACCAAGUCAGUGGUGUCCUCUACAGUUGGCACAGCUCUCCAAGCUGCCCAGGGAACGAGAGAGAUCUUAGCUGGACGGUCAUACAAACCAGCAGAAAACAGCAGUGACCAAAGCAUUGAGCUGACCAACUUACUAAAACAAAUGGUGGCAAGCGGAGUGGAUGCCGUGCUGGAGAAGUCAGAGAGAAUGGUGGACCAUUUCCUGCCCAUGACGCAGGAGGAGCUGGAAAAGCUGGCUGUAGAAGUACCAGGUCCAAAUAAGGCUUCCAUGAAGGAUGAGCAGCAAAGUUAUUUCAUCCGCUUGGGCUCCCUCUCCACCAAAGUACGCCAUCGGGCCUACAUGUAUUCCCUCAGCAAACUUCAUCUCCUUAAGGAAAACACUCAAAAUAUGCUUUUUCAGCUCCAAAUGAUAAUUAACCUGGUUGAGAGUGUGAAAGAAGGUGUGGGGCAGCGGUUCCAAGAGGCCCAACAGAAACUCCAUCAGGUCUUGUCAGAGUGGGUCCAGAGCCAGCCAGGAGGGAAGCAGGCCAAAGAAGAUGCACAGAAAGAGGUCGAAUUGCGCACUCUGGCUUUGCUUCAUUUUAUCGCCCAGGGCCUGGGUCCAGCCUACUCUCGGUUGAUGUCGAGCAUUGAAGGCCUCCCCAGCAACAUACGUGAAAAAGUGGGCCAGGCCAUCAGCAACGUCCGCCAGCUCCAAGCUUCUUUCUCCUCUGCCACGUCCUUCCAAGACUUGCCAUCCAACAUCCUAGUCCAGAGCCGUGAGCAAAUCGCUAAGGCCCGCGAGGCUCUGGACGUGCUCGUGGAGUACGUGCUACAGAACACGCCUCUGAACUGGGUUGUGGGGCCUUUCCGGGCACUGCCAGCUGCUACCAAAGAAGUCACGAUGGCGGAAAUGCCCAGACUGGCUGACCCAGAGAAGGCAAAGAAAGAGCCAAAGGAUGGAGGCGAGACCACCACAUCAGGUGCGGCUCUGAAGGAGACCCUGACACCGCCCAGGCCAGCGACGGCCGUGCCCAAACUCGCAAAGAUGCCCGAGGAAGCCAUGGAGGUGGAAGCAGAAAAAGUGAAAGAAGCAGGCCAGACUCAAGAGGUGGCAGCUACUUUUGACAUGCCAAAGAGAGCAAAGAAAGAAAUAAAAGUGGAUCACGCAGCCACUCACUCAUGCAGAAGAAUUCCUCUGCAACUCUCUCUCACCCGGGAAGCAGCCCGUUACUUCUCUGCAUGA